AUGGCUGCCAUCUUUGAGAUUCAGCCCAUUGAAAGAUUCAGUGGAAUAUCAGAGCCUCUAAAACGACCGAGGGAAAUCGCGUGUUUCUCUUACGAUGAGUGGCAUCGGUUUCGACUUGACGACUCAGGUCUUCGUUACUAUUACCCCCCGAAACUACCGGUCGACCUUAAGGUCGGAUUUGAUACCUUUAUCCAGCGUGAUGAAUCUGAUGAUAAACAUCUUAAUGCUCUUCUUGAUACAAUAAUCGCAACAGAAAAGGAGAAGGAGAGGAAAUACGAUAUGGACUUUGUUACGUGGAGAGGGAUGAUGACCAAGAUAUUCACUGCGCCUUAUGAUACUAUGAAUGGAUUUAUUGAAGAGUCUCACUCUUACCACCUUGAGCAGCUCAAAGAACAGUCAAACAGAAGAGUACGUCCAGGAGCGCACUCAUCUGAUAUGAUGUCCUACUGGGGGUACAAGUUUGAAACCGUUUCCGUACUCUCAGAACCAUGGGAUGCCGUCUCUCGAGAAACCAUCGAGGCUCGGGAAAACGAGGUUGUGAAUAACAACCCCCAGUAUUGUUCUCUUGCCCGCACUGGGAUUGGAAAUAUAAGAAUGCUUCUUGCCGGAGAGGUUGAUGCAGUUUGGGACUGCAAGCCCGAUAAAAAAGAUGACCCAAUCAAUUGGGUAGAACUCAAGACAUCAGCAACAAUCCGUAAUGCAAAUGAUGCUAUGAACUUUGAGCGCAAGCUUCUUAAAUUUUGGGUCCAGUCAUUCCUCCUCGGAGUUCCAAAGAUAAUCGUUGGUCGUCGGGACCAGGAUGGUCAUCUCCUAGCAAUUGAAGAGUAUGCUACGGAUGAAAUUCCCAAUAUCCCUAAGAGGGGGGCACAUACAUGGGACGCAAACACUUGUAUCAAUUUUGCCUCCCAAUUUCUGGCCUGGCUGAAGGCUAUCGUAAACUCAGACGGAGUAUGGACAAUUAGAAAAGCAGCUAAGUCUACCCAUAUUGAAGUAUUUAAGGUCCAGGAAUCGGGUCACGGAAAGAUUCUCUCCCCAGAGUUCAUCGAAUGGAGGUCCAAAAAUUAA
Microsporum canis CBS 113480 is the source of this 1065-nucleotide messenger RNA. RefSeq lists its product as hypothetical. The coding region runs from base 1 to 1065 and encodes 354 amino acids. Gene Ontology annotation, biological process: NAD-cap decapping; nuclear-transcribed mRNA catabolic process. Lineage: Eukaryota; Fungi; Ascomycota; Eurotiomycetes; Onygenales; Arthrodermataceae. The record is from RefSeq and is a predicted model, not a curated record. The transcript has 7 exons. Gene Ontology annotation, cellular component: cytosol; nucleus. Gene Ontology annotation, molecular function: mRNA 5'-diphosphatase activity.